Molecule: messenger RNA, 1161 nt
Organism: Elephantulus edwardii (Cape elephant shrew)
Lineage: Eukaryota; Metazoa; Chordata; Mammalia; Macroscelidea; Macroscelididae
Product: eukaryotic translation initiation factor 3 subunit M-like
Exons: 4
Coding region: 1-1161 (386 amino acids)
Biological process (GO): cytoplasmic translational initiation
Cellular component (GO): eukaryotic translation initiation factor 3 complex
Source: RefSeq, a predicted model, not a curated record
AUGGGCGAGUACAGGCCCAUGGACGUGGUUGCCAAAGCAAUAAGCCAAACACCUACAGGCUAUGACUCUUGGCUCUUGGAGGAGGUGAAUCAGACCCACCCAACGGAAUAUGUAUUUGUUUUCUUGAUCCUGGAACCAGACAAGCAAGAAGCUCUGAUUGAAAGCUUAUGUGAAAAGCUAGUCAAAUUUCGGGAAGGUGAACAACCAUAUCUGAGGCUGCAGUUGCUCAGCAACCUUUUUCACGGGAUGGAUAAGAACACUCCUGUAAGAUACACCGUGUACUGUAGCCUCAUUAAAGUGGCAGCAUCUUGUGGAGCCAUCCAGUACAUCCCAACUGAGCUGGAUAAGGUUAGAAAAUGGAUUUCUGACUGGAACCUCACCACCGAGAAAAAGCACACUCUUUUAAGGCUACUUUAUGAGGCACUUGUGGAUUCUAAGAAAAGUGAUGCUGCUUCAAAGGUCAUGGUAGAAUUGCUGGGCAGUUACACGGAGGAUAAUGCUUCUCAGGCUAGAGUUGAUGGCCACAGGUGUAUUGUUCCAGCACUGAAAGAUCCAAAUGCAUUCCUCUUUGACCACCUUCUAACUUUAAAACCAGUGAAGUUUUUGGAAGGCGAACUCAUUCAUGAUCUUUUAACCAUUUUUGUGAGUGCUAAAUUGGCAUCAUAUGUCAAGUUUUAUCAGAAUAAUAAAGACUUCAUUGAUUCACUUGGCCUACUGCAUGACCAAAAUAUGGCAAAAAUGAGACUACUUACUUUUAUGGGAAUGGCAGUGGGAAACAAAGAACUUUCUUUUGACACAAUGCAGCAAGAACUUCAGAUUGGAGCAGUUGGCCAGCUCCUUGGACCAGCCGUGCUCCUCCAGGAGGCUCAGGAGGUGUGGGUAGAAGUCCUGCUUCUCAUUGUUAUAGGUCACAGCUGCUAUCAGCAGGCACAGGAUGAGCUUGGUAUGGUCCUGGAAAAAGUUGAUCUGUACUCAACCAUUGCAGAGGUUCAGGAUGAUGGCACUGUGCAUGCGGAACCAGGUACUCAGUACUUCCUGAAUAAAGUACAAUUACUCAGUCUAAUGGUCAGUGACCUCUACAAUAAUAUUCCAAAUCAGUUUCCAUAUUUAGACCCCAUAACACUUCAACACAGACAUUUUACUGCAGCCAAGCUUGACUAA